CCGUGCGCCUCGCAGGAGGCGGCGGCGCUUGGACAGGCUCAGGCUGCGUGCUCAGUGCGGCUCUUUUGCGGAGACUGUGGGUGGCUCUUAAAAGAGCCUUUGGUGUCAAGGGGCCCUUGGGGCGCACAGCCGUGGCCGGCCCGCCUCUGCGGCCUCACUUGCUCUUGGCCUUGUGGUGGCUCUCGGUCUUCUUGGGCAGCAGCACGGCCUGGAUGUUGGGCAGGACGCCGCCCUGCGCGAUGGUCACGCGGCCCAGCAGCUUGUUGAGCUCCUCGUCGUUGCGGAUGGCCAGCUGCAGGUGGCGCGGGAUGAUGCGCGUCUUCUUGUUGUCGCGGGCCGCGUUGCCCGCCAGCUCCAGGAUCUCGGCCGUCAGGUACUCCAGCACGGCCGCCAGGUACACCGGCGCGCCCGCCCCGACCCGCUCCGAGUAGUUGCCCUUGCGGAGGAGACGGUGCACGCGACCCACCGGGAACUGCAGCCCCGCCCGGGACGAGCGGGACUUGGCCUUGGCGCGCGCCUUGCCGCCCUGCUUGCCUCGGCCAGACAUCUCCGCGAGGGGCACGAAGAGAGAGGGAACCGGGAGAGAACGCCCACAGAAACCGCGCUGGCAGGCCCGCCGAGCGCUUAUAUCUGGUCCGGGGGUAGUGGCGCGGGCUUCCUCCCAUUGGACAGCGCCGGUCACCAAUCAGAAGCGCAGGCCGCCAUCCCCUGAUUUGCAUGCGCCUGUCCGGGGAUGACGUUAAGCAGCAUCCAAGCCUAUCAGGAACGAGCAGCUUUGGAUCCUUCAUUUGCAUACGGGAUGUAUAAAUGCCGGCUGCAGAGCUCUGCUCUUUUUGUUUGGAGAGGUUUGCGACCAUGCCUGAUCCGUCUAAGUCGGCCCCCGCGCCCAAGAAGGGCUCCAAGAAGGCCGUCACCAAGGCGCAGAAGAAGGACGGCAAGAAGCGCAAGCGCAGCCGCAAGGAGAGCUACUCCAUCUACGUGUACAAGGUGCUGAAGCAGGUGCACCCCGACACCGGCAUCUCGUCCAAGGCCAUGGGCAUCAUGAACUCGUUCGUCAACGACAUCUUUGAGCGCAUCGCCAGCGAGGCCUCCCGCCUGGCGCAUUACAACAAGCGCUCGACCAUCACGUCCCGCGAGGUGCAGACGGCCGUGCGCCUGCUGCUGCCCGGCGAGCUGGCCAAGCACGCGGUGUCCGAGGGCACCAAGGCCGUCACCAAGUACACCAGCUCCAAGUGAGGCGCACCGGCCACCCCGGAACACAAAGGCUCUUUUCAGAGCCACCCACACGAUCGGAAAAAGGGUUUCGAACACGGUGAAGGGUUGUCCUGUGAACCCGUUCGGUUCCGGGACCCCAGGUGGUUGUCCUGGGUCUGCGCGCGCC
Molecule: messenger RNA, 1381 nt
Organism: Canis lupus familiaris (dog)
Lineage: Eukaryota; Metazoa; Chordata; Mammalia; Carnivora; Canidae
Gene: H2BC26
Product: H2B.U histone 1
Exons: 1
Coding region: 808-1236 (142 amino acids)
Cellular component (GO): nucleosome
Molecular function (GO): structural constituent of chromatin; protein heterodimerization activity; DNA binding
Source: RefSeq, a predicted model, not a curated record